AAAGAACAAAACAUCUAAUAAACGCACUUCCAAACGCCAUUCACUCACUCACUCACUCACUUCUCACAAUGACUCUCGCUCACUCAUUCACUUAAAACUCAACACCACUGUCUUUUCCCACUCCUCUUCCCCCCACGCGCCACCAUGGGUUGCACGGCGUCCAAGCUAGAAAACGAGGACACCGUGCGUCGUUGCAAGGACCGCCGCCGUCUCAUGAAGGACGCCGUCUACGCGCGCCACCAACUCGCUGCCGCCCACUCCGACUACUGCCGUUCCCUCCGCCUUACCGGCUCCGCCCUCUCCACCUUCGCCGCCGGGGAACCCCUCUCCGUCUCUGACCACACUCCCGCCGUCUUCCUCAACAACUCCCAACAACCACCCCCUCCCAUUCACCACACUCGCCCACCCUCACCACCUCGCCACCACCCCCACCACUCUCCACCACCCUUCAACCCUUCCCCGCCGCCGAAACUCGCCCCCAUCCAACCCCGCCGCCGCAAGCCGCCGCCUCCGAAGCUACCCCAUAUUCUCUCCGACUCGAGCCCCUCCUCCACGCCGCGAAGCCAAGCGUCGAAUUUUCCUUCGAACUUUUUCCCCACCGCGCAUUCCACAUACUCCUCCACCCCUUCCCAAACCUCCUCUGUUUGGAACUGGGAAAACUUCUACCCCCCUCCACCUCCUCCUGCUUCCGAUUACUUCCCCGAAGAACACCAACAUCAACACCAACACCAACAAAAACUCUCGCAGGCUCGGGCACAAACACAAACGCAAACACCUUCCCUUCACUCUCACAAAACACAAACACCCUCUCAUUACUCCCACAAAACCCAACCCACCAAUCCUCAAAUUCAUGACUCCGACUCCGAGAGAUCUGAAUACGAUUACUUCGACGGAAAACACGAGACUCAAAAAACUUACUCCCACUCUCGCUCUCCCUCUCACAUUCACUCUGAUUCUCACUCUCAUCACCAUCUUCCCGAAGAGUAUACCGAGACUGAGAGGGAAGAGGUUCAGUGCAGUGAGUGGGGGGAUCAUUACAGCACCACAAGUUCAUCCGAUGACGAUGAUGAUGGGGUGGAGGAGGAUGUGGAGUCGCGGUCCGAGAUCGGGACCCGGUCGAAUUUCGGGUCGUCCAUGCGGGCCGAGUCCGUUGCGGCUGGCGGCGGCGCUAAGGGGUUCGACGCCGCGUCCUCCGUCGCGGAGAUGAAGAUGGUGGUGAGGCAUAGGGACUUGAGGGAGAUCGUGGAAGCUAUUAAGGAGAAUUUUGAUAAUGCUGCUUCCGCCGGAGAUCAGGUUUCAGAGAUGCUCGAGAUCAGUAAGGCUCAGCUCGAUCGCAGCUUCAAGCAAUUGAGGAAGACUGUGUAUCACUCGAGCAGCAUAUUGAGCAAUCUGAGCUCAAGUUGGACCUCGAAACCACCACUGGCGGUUAAGUACCGGCUGGACACCGGUUCGCUGGAUGAACCGGGCGGUUCAAAGAGUCUCUGCUCCACCAUAGAACGGCUUUUGGCGUGGGAGAAAAAGCUGUACGAGGAGGUUAAGGCUAGAGAAGGUGUUAAGAUCGAACAUGAAAAGAAAUUGUCAGCUCUGCAGACUCAGGAAUACAAGGGAGAGGAUGAAGCUAAGAUAUUCAAAACCAAGACUUCCAUAAAUAGGCUGCAGUCAUUGAUAGUUGUCACUUCUCAGGCUGUGUCUACCACCUCAACUGCCAUUGUUGGCCUUAGGGACUCUGCUCUGGUCCCUCAGCUUGUUGCUCUCAUUCAUGGAUUUAUGUACAUGUGGAAAGCAAUGCAUAAUUACCAUGAAAUUCAAAGCAACAUAGUGCAGCAAGUCCGUGGCCUUGUGAACAGAUCUUCAAGAGGUGACUCCACUUCUGAACUGCACAGGCAGGCUACUCGGGACCUCGAAGCAGCCGUGUCAGCCUGGCACUCCAGUUUUUGUCGCCUGAUAAAGUUUCAGCGGGAGUUCAUCCACUCCUUGCAUGGCUGGUUCAAGCUCAGUCUUCUUCCAGUGGACAAUGAUAACAUCAACAACAGCAGGGACAACUCUGAUACAUACCACUUUUUUGAUGAAUGGAAACUGGCACUUGACCGUGUUCCAGACACGGUUGCAUCUGAAGCCAUAAAGAGUUUUAUCAAUGUUGUCCAUGUGAUAUCUUCGAAGCAAACUGAAGAGCUGAAGAUCAAGAAAAGAACAGAGACAGCAUCGAAGGAACUUGAGAAAAAGGCAUCCUCUGUGAGAAACCUAGAGAGGAAGUUCUACAGUUCAUAUUCUAUGGUAGGAAUUAGCCUUCCUGAUACAGCAGCUGACAAUGGACAGGGUUUGGAUGCUCGUGAUCCACUGGCGGAGAAAAAACUGGAACUGGCAACCUGCCAAAGGCGCGUUGAAGAUGAAAUGCUGAGGCAUUCAAAAGCUGUGGAGGUAACAAGAGCCAUGACUCUGAACAAUUUGCAGACAGGGUUGCCUGGUGUGUUUCAGGCAUUGACAAGUUUCUCUUCCUUGUUCACGGAGGCUCUUGAAUCAGUGUGUACUCGUUCUUAUGCCAUCAAGUAGGUAAGAUAAUUCAUUUCUUCUGCAUGGGAUCUAAGUUCUUCAUAAGGGCUGGGAUUUUUUGGCGGCAAGCUCUUAUUGCUCUCACUCUCACUCUCACUAUUUUGAGUUAUAUUUUGAAGUGUAAAUAUGAAGAAUUUUGGGGUUCCACCUAUUUCGAUGGAAAAAAAAAGGGAAUUUUCUUAUUGUACAGGGAAAUUUCUUGGUUUAUUGUAUCAGAGGAUUGGAAUUUUUAAUAUAUGAAUAAAUUAUAGGCACUGUGCUUUGAUGUUCCA
This is a messenger RNA of Vigna angularis (adzuki bean), 2822 nucleotides long. RefSeq names its product nitrate regulatory gene2 protein. The coding region runs from base 145 to 2550 and encodes 801 amino acids. The record is from RefSeq and is a predicted model, not a curated record. The transcript is spliced from 4 exons. Lineage: Eukaryota; Viridiplantae; Streptophyta; Magnoliopsida; Fabales; Fabaceae.